Staurois parvus is the source of this 326-nucleotide messenger RNA. The record is from the annotation of a GenBank genome assembly. NCBI's taxonomy places the organism in Eukaryota, Metazoa, Chordata, Amphibia, Anura, Ranidae.
UUAUCUCCUGAUAAGACAUAUCGUGUGGAGACACUCUGCACAUGCUCAGUUUGGUGUGUAUUUCUAGAGAAGUUUUUUUUUUUUUUCCUUUCGGGGUCUGGGGAGACCAGAUAUAGUGAAUGCAGGGUCUGGGGAGACCAGAUAUAGUGAAUGCAGGGUCUGGGGAGACCAGAUAUAGUGAAUGCAGGGUCUGGGGAGACCAGAUAUAGUGAAUGCAGGGUCAGGGGAGACCAGAUAUAGUGAAUGCAGGGUCCGGGGAGACCAGAUAUAGUGAAUGCAGGGUCCGGGGAGAGCGGAUAUAGUGAAUGCAGGGUCCGGGGAGACCA